GAAGGCCAUGGAGGCAAGAGCGCGGUGGCGCCCGCAUCUUCUCACGCCGCCGCCGCCGCCGCCGCCGCUGCUGCUGCUGCCGCUGCUGCUGCUCUGCGGAUGGGAGCCAAAGCUGGAGGUCAUGAGUGGCCAAGGGGGGGACCCAACCCAUGGAAAUUGGGUGCCCAGGGUGGAUGAGUGGACAGGUUCUGAAGGUCAGACAGGUGAGUGUUCCCCAGUGGGCGGCUGCAAUGAGACCCGCAUGCUGGAGUUGCUGCCCUGGUGCGGGGAGGCCUUCGCCAACAUGAUGCACAAGGUGGAGGUCUGGAAGCGGUGCAACCUGUCCGAGUUCAUCACGUACUACGAGAGCUUCACCAACUGCACCGAGUCGAAAGCCAAGGUGGUGGGCUGCUACUGGCCCAACCACCUGGCCCAGGGCUUCGUCACCGACGUCCACAGGCGGUUCUUCCACAACUGCACGGUGGACAGGCCGCACUGGGAGGACCCCCCGGAUGAAAUUCUCAUCCCGCUCAUUGUCGCACCCAUCCUGCUGACCCUCGCCAUGACUGGCCUGGUGGUGUGGCACAGCAAACGCACCGACCGGCUGCUGUGAGAGGGCCGGGGAGCGGGAGGCGCCGCGCCUGGAGAGACGGAAGAAACUGCCCCAGAGCCGGGAGAGCCGGUGGACACUGCUUCGGCUGCCCCCCAACCCGACCUGGGCAGCCGUGGGCUGGUGAAAGAAAACGUGCCGGGGGCUGGGGCUUUGUGUGCCGGGCACAAAUCGCCGCUGCUUGGCCCGUGCAGCCCCAGGCUGGGCUGGGGUCUCCGGGGUUCCCGGGUUAUUCCUUAGCACGGGCCCCAGCCCGGGCCCGACCCGGACCCGGACCCCACCUCCCCACUGACUCUACGCCUGGCCCCAUCCCAGCCCUGGACCUUACCCGGCCCCUGCUCUGACUGCAAUCCGAUUCCUGACCCCACCCCCAGGCCCUGACCCCGCCCCCAGAGUCUGGCCCCACCCCUGACUCUGACCCCACCCCAGACUCU
Molecule: messenger RNA, 1023 nt
Organism: Camelus dromedarius (Arabian camel)
Lineage: Eukaryota; Metazoa; Chordata; Mammalia; Artiodactyla; Camelidae
Gene: RAMP3
Product: receptor activity modifying protein 3
Exons: 4
Coding region: 8-592 (194 amino acids)
Biological process (GO): intracellular protein transport; receptor internalization; regulation of G protein-coupled receptor signaling pathway
Cellular component (GO): signaling receptor complex; membrane; cell surface
Molecular function (GO): coreceptor activity
Source: RefSeq, a predicted model, not a curated record